Brenthis ino (lesser marbled fritillary) is the source of this 2874-nucleotide messenger RNA. Lineage: Eukaryota; Metazoa; Arthropoda; Insecta; Lepidoptera; Nymphalidae. The record is from the annotation of a GenBank genome assembly.
AUGUUGGCGGUAAAAAACUUUUUUAUGCCCGAGAAGAGAGUCGACUCUCCGCGCUUCUCUCGGAUGCCGGAGGCUUUAAUGAGGUCUAUAAGGCGCCGGUCUCUAAGAGUCAAGAGGACGAAGUCGCUGGUGCUCGUCAACGAAAAAAGGAAGUCCGAUUCUUUCGUAAACAGUCAAGAAUGGACAGCGUCCCGCGGGGUGACAGAACUACGCGUGGGGGUGCUGGGAUCCCCCGACAGCGGGAAAUCCGCUCUAGUUCACAGAUACCUUACUGGCGCGUACAUGCAAGAGGAGAGUCCCGAAGGUGGUCGCUUCAAGAAGGAGGUGAUAAUCGACGGUCACAGCUACCUGCUACUCAUCAGGGACGAGGGCGGCCCGCCCGAGAUGCAGUUUACGGCCUGGGUGGAUGCUGUAAUAUUCGUGUUCAGUCUUGAAAACGACGUCAGUUACAACACCGUUUCGACCUACUUCAAUAAGAUGUCCCACUAUCGAAAUUCCGCUGAAAUUCCGAUCAUAUUAGUUGGGACUCAAGAUGCCAUAAGUGAAAGCAGUCCGCGCGUAGUGGAUGACAACCGCGCUCGUAAAUUGUCGAAUGAACUACGGAGGUGCUCUUACUACGAGACGUGUGCAACUUACGGUUUAAACGUGGAACGAGUAUUUCAAGAUGCGUGUCAGAAGAUCGUUGGGACGAGACUGUCGGCGUCGUCUCAGUGCCUAUCUGGAGGUUCGAGGCCAGUAACUCCUCAGCCGCUUGUGAACUCACCAAGCCAUAACCAUUCUACAUUCCUUUAUAAGGAUUCCCUCCCCCGAGGCCACCACACUCUAUCUGCGUCAUCCCAUCACCUACACCGAGGAGCUUCAUCGUUUGACGCAUCAUCAAACAGCAGUGGGAUAUCUUCAACACAUGUUGUGGAAAUUCAUAGCACAAACGGCUCGGACACAUCCUCAAGAUGGGGGAAUUCCCUAGGAAGCCAUGGGUCCUCAUCAGGCCUUGUGUCGAUUGCUACAGAGAAUAAUAAUGUCAAAUUCACCGCACCGCACUGCUUGGAUAACUUACAAUCCAAGGAUAUAAAAGACCUGCCAACCCCAUCGUCAACUCCAACAACAUCAAGGAAAUCCAGGCGAAGAUCAAAUUUAUUUACCCCCUCUAAAAAGGGAGAUGAUAGAUUGAAAAAUGGCGAACUCGGCUCUGGUAGAGCGAUACCCUUAAAACAGGGGUAUUUGUAUAAGAAGAGCAGUAAAGCGUUGAAUAAGGAGUGGAAGAAGAAGUAUGUGACGCUAUGUGAUGAUGGAAGGCUGACGUAUCACCCAAGUUUACAUGAUUAUAUGGAGGAUGUGAAUGGUAAAGAGAUUUCACUACAGUAUGUAACAGUGAAAGUGCCGGGCCAGAAGCCGAGGGGCUCCAAGUCCAUUAUAACAACAGUCCCCGGGUACAAUGGAUACACCAGCAUGGAUAUACAUGAUAGUAUUGGAGGACUGUCGCUAGGUUACAAAGAUAAACCCACGCGGGUGACAGAUAAAGCUUUAAUGUCCGCGUUCGACACCUUGAAGGAGCCGGCGUCGAGUCGACAGUCGCUAGCGUCUGAAGUGGAUAUCUAUUCCGCCAACGGUACGGAUAAGGAUACGCCUCACGUGAAGAAACGACAUAGACGGAUGAAGAGCAGUGGCGUGAAGAAGGAUGGUGAAGAAGAGCUGGAGGGGUCGACGUCGUGCGAGUUCACGAUCGUGAGCCUAGACGGCAAGCGCUGGCGCUGGGAGGUGGGCGCGGGCGGCGCGGCGGGCGCGGCCGAGCGCGACGCCUGGGUGGCCGCCGUCGAGGCGCAGAUACUGGCCUCGCUGCAGGGACGGACGUCCCGGCAGCCGGCGCCCACGGGGGCCAACUCGACGGGCGACGUGCGCGCCACCUACUACAUACGCCGCGUCAAGGGCAACGACAAGUGCUGCGACUGCGGCGCGCCGGAUCCUGAUUGGGCGAGUUUGAACUUGGGAGUGUUAAUAUGUAUCGAAUGUUCUGGAAUACACAGGAAUCUCGGUUCCCACAUAUCGAGGGUGCGGUCUUUAGAUUUGGAUGAGUGGCCUUUGGGUCACGUGAGUGUGAUGGUGACGAUGGGUAAUUCAUUGGCCAAUUCCAUUUGGGAGGCGGACCUGCGCGGCCACAUCAAGCCCAUCGCCGCCUCUACCCGGGAAGAGAAGGAACGCUGGAUACGUCUGAAGUACGAGCGUCGCGCGUUCCUGUCGUGCGAGCCGGCGGCGGGCGCGGGGGCGGCGGGGGGCGCGGGGGGCGAGGCGCUGCGCGCGGCGGCGGCGCGCGGGGUGGUCGCGUCGCUGGCGCGCCUGCUGGCCGCGCCGCCGCCGCGCGCGCCCGCGCCGCACGAGCGCGCGCUGGCGCUGCGGGCGGCGGCCGCGGCCGGACACCUGGCCGCCGCGCAGCUGCUCAUAUGGCAUAACGGCAACCCAAACUUCCCCGAUGCAGACGGUCACACGUGCGUAUUCUACGCGCGCGCCGCAGCGAACCACCUCUCAGGUAUACCCACCCAAUACCCUAAAAACCUACAAAUAACCUGCCCCCUCCACCCCAACCCCCCCAUCUCUACCGGAACAGGAUCAACCAGCUCCGGAACCGGAUCAACCAGUUCCGGAACCGGAUCAACUAGCUCCGGAACCGGAUCAAACAAAAUACCGGAACCGGAAUGCAAUUGCAUCAUAUUCGAGCUACUAAAUGCUCAAGGCGCUUCAAAUGCUCUAGUCGAAAUAUUAAUUGGGCUACAGAAUAAUCAGUACAUGAAUAAUGGGUUCGAUUCCUUUAGUCAAACCUUAGGGAGGCCUUUAGGACCGAAUUUGUCUCUAACGAACGGCAAGUGCGGAAGUAUUGUG